CGCGACCACCAUACUUCUCCACCUCUUUCUGCCGCCCGAUGAAAGAAACGCAUUUCAAUCCACCAUUCUCUCUCUCUCUCCUCACCAUCCCCUUCUCCGCAUCGCCCUCACCGGAACCCUUCUCCGAUCAUCCUCCCCAACUUUACGGGUCUCCCUCAUCCGCCGUCCCCUUCUCCUGGGAACACCAGCCCGGAAUCCCUAAACUCCACCCGCCGUCCCAUUCCUCCAAACCCCAUCUCCUCCCUCUCCCGCCGCUCAGAUCCACCGUUAAUUUCCCCCGUAACAAGCGAUCUAGCUCCGGCGACUCCGGCGACUUCGAUCCCUUCGCCGUCGCGCUUGCGCGGUGCGCUGAAGACUCUUCCGGCGAGGAUAUUGACGGAAUGCGGUGGCGGCGAUCAGGUACGAAGUGGGUGGGUGUGUGGCGACGUGCGGCGGUUGCCGGCGGAUUUGGUUUAGUGAGCUUUUCUGGUUCGUGCAAGACGGCGUGCUCUGUUUCUGAUGCGAUCGUGGCGCUGCCGCGGGCGGCGAGAAGUGGUGGCGGGUCGUACGGGCGGGUGAACCGGCGGAGGGAAUGAGAUGGACCGGUUCGGACCGGUUCGAGAUGAUUAGGGAAUAUGUCGUUGUGGUAUGGAUACGGCACAUAGCCAAUCAUUAGCUGCCACUUGGGCGUACAUUUUAUUGAUGGGUGAUGUGGCGGCUGAUGAUUGGAUGUAGGAGGAA
Molecule: messenger RNA, 720 nt
Organism: Phalaenopsis equestris
Lineage: Eukaryota; Viridiplantae; Streptophyta; Magnoliopsida; Asparagales; Orchidaceae
Exons: 1
Coding region: 39-575 (178 amino acids)
Source: RefSeq, a predicted model, not a curated record